Molecule: messenger RNA, 1863 nt
Organism: Adineta steineri
Lineage: Eukaryota; Metazoa; Rotifera; Eurotatoria; Adinetida; Adinetidae
Source: the annotation of a GenBank genome assembly
CUGAAGUAUCAGCAGUUGAAUUGAGAGGUAUAUCAACUUGAUCUAUACUACAAAAGUAUAUGCAUGAGAAAUUUAUCAAACUCGAAUAUUUGAUUUUAGUACGAACAAUACUUGAGCUUGUCAAGAAUAGAACGUAUUAUAUUAGUCAAUUCGCUGAUACUAUUGGUUCUUUAGACGAAGCACUUCGAAGAACCUGUGGGAAAAAUAGUUAUUGCGAACUCUAUGAGCUUGCCGCGCUUAACAAUGUAUUACGAUGUGAGAUACAAAGCGUAUACCCCUAUAUUGACUAUCAUGCUGAGAUGAAGAUCAUGAACACAAUAUACAAGCCAGUAGAUACAUAUGCUUCAAAUAAGAGUAAACUAAUCAUAUUUUGGACCAGUACGGAAGAUGAGCUUUCAACAAGAAACCGUCUUGGUAGUGGUGGUGUUUGGAGUCCAAAUCAUUUUGUGCCGCUUUUAAAACCAUCUCAAAGGCACCGAACAGCAAGUAAAGAGCGCAGUCGUGCGAUCCCUCAGACUCCUGAAAAGCAAACGAUGAAGAAUAAUCAAGUUUCGUUGAUGCGAAGUCCUGAGUUUUCACCUCCUCCAAAUAUUCGAAAGCAAAAGAUAUCGUUUUCAUUAGUUGAAAAAUCGGUAUCAAAUUUAAAGACUUCUGAUGCUCAACGAAAACGGAAAGAGAGAGCUGCCCAAAGUGAAUAUCAGCGAAAACAACGUCUCGCUGCUGAUCGACUAUCGAAACGUAUUGCUCGGGAAAAUGAACCUGAAGAUCAUCGGCGGAAACGUCUUGCUGACCAGCAAGAACGAUCUGCAAAAAGCAGAUUAAGUAGAAGCAAACAACAGCAGUUAAACGCGAAAAGAACAAUGGAUCGACAGCAAUCUAGAAGAAAUUCAACCGAAACUGUAAAAAUGCAGCGUGAACAACAAAUAUUAGAAAAAGAACAACAAGUUCUGCUCAGUCAAUAUAUUUGGCCAUCAGCAAUUCCAACACAAUUGAAAAAUCACUGUUUGCAAGAUUUCUCGAAUUGUAUGUCCAUGUCAGUCUUAAAACAAUCUACAUGUAUUGUCUGUAAUAUUCGAGCGUAUGCUAAUACCAUGAAAGAGUAUGCUCUACAGGAUAUUCUAAACUUAGACCAAUUAACUGCUCAUAUAGAUCUCAUGAAAAUUAUCCGAAAAAUACAACAAGGAACGCAAGCAAACAAGAUGUGGAUUGGUGAUGUGCCACUCGAUCUCCAACUACUAACGAUUGCCGAGGAAAAACUAAUUUCUCUUUAUCGACACAAUAGCUGUAUUAUCAAAUUACAGUCUCCGUUUCAUCAUCAUUCCACUGCUCAAGCUGCACUCAAAGGUAAUGUGAUCACAUUCAUGCAUAACAUGCCAAACAUUGUAACAAGCUUGCCUUUCGAUGUGGAUGAUCUUUCUGACACAUUAAAAGUUAUUUUUAUCGGUGCGCAUACACCAGACCGCGUUCAGUUACGUAAGAUUUGUGGUGUGAGUCGACAAAAAAUUCGCAACGCUCUUUUAUGGUUAAAGAGUCACAAUCAUAUGUAUCAAGCGAUUCCUAUAAAUGAAGUAAAUAUUGCAAAAUUACCUGAAGACGAUGUUCCGGAAAGUAUCUGGGCUACCUUAGAGAGAAUAGAAAAUGCCGUUGAUAGCAAUGCAGAACGAACUGGAUUUACUGACGACCCAUUAGCAAACGCCACCGAUUAUGAUGAACCUAAUGCAGCAAACAUCUGUCCAAUGAAUACUAGUGCUGUAUUGGAUGUCAAUGGAACAACUAUCUCUUCAGAAGAUAUUGGUGUACAUUUACUUCGCAAAGCUAACAAAGAUUUAAUUAGUGCGUCGUCUGACUUAAUCGAGAAAUCUA